AACUUGGUCCUACGCUUGACGAUUUGACGCUUUUCACCCCACCGUCAAUAGAUUCAAAGAUUCUUCCCUCUUUGCAAUUCUCGGAAUUCCCGAUCCUUCUUUCAGCUUUCAAUAUCCACACACAAGAAUUUCCUCAACGGAACGAGCAUGAGCGCCGAUCAAACCCACCCCGCCGGUACAAACAUGAGCGCCGAUCAAACCCACCAGGCCACACCAUCGGGGUCCGAUCUCAAACACAACUCCCCACACUCCGGUGACUACGCUCCCUACCCUAAGCUGGGCCCAGAGGACGUCCAGCCCCCUCCGAUUGAGGACUGGAGCGACGUGCCAAUGGGUUCCCAACCGAAACCGCAACAGCAAACGCAAGCGCCGCUUGAGAAUCCCGUGCACGCUGAAGCCAGGGCUCCGGUAACCGCGGACGCCGCCACCACGAUGCCGCCAGAAUCGAAUCCCUACAUCUCUGCGGCUCCGGCGCCGGAACCAUCUUCCGCCGUCAAGAAUAAAAUGGACUCGGUGAAAGAUGUGCUCGGUAAGUUGGGGAAGAAGGCGGUCGAGGCGACCAAGAAGGCCGAGGAUCUCGCUGGGAACAUGUGGCAGCACCUGAAAACCGGACCUAGUUUUGCUGACGCUGCUGUCGGAAGAAUUGCUCAAAGUACAAAAGUCCUGGCAGAAGGUGGUUAUGAGAAGAUUUUUCGACAAAAUUUUGAGACUGCUCCGGAGGAGAAGCUUCUAAAGACUUAUGCAUGCUAUCUAUCCACAUCUGCUGGACCAGUAAUGGGAGUUCUGUAUCUGUCCACAGCAAAACUUGCAUUUUGUAGCGAUAAUCCACUCUCUUACGAAGCUGGUGAACAGACUCAGUGGAGCUAUUAUAAGGUGGUUAUUCCAUUACAUCAGCUGAGAGCUGUCAAUCCUUCAACAAGUAAAGUCAAGGCUGGGGAAAAAUACAUACAGGUUAUCUCUGUUGACAACCAUGAAUUUUGGUUUAUGGGCUUUUUACACUAUGAUAGUGCCGUGAAAAAUCUUGAAGGAGCCUUGCAGCCCCACAGCCUAUGAUGAACAAGGGCCAAACUUUUGAACAUGUAGCAGAAGGAACAACUCAUUACCAACAAGUUGAUGUAGAAAAAAAAAAAGCCUGUCCAGAAUAUGGGAUGUCUAAGCUAAAAUUAUGUAUUUUAUAUGCUGCCGGGUGUUCCCUGGUGUUGGGACUCAUUUAUUUCGAUCGUAGUUUUGGUGACAUAUUUGGCGUGAUGAAAAAGUAUAGUCCAUUUGAAAAUUAUUGAGUUCUGAAUUCUGAUAAAGGUGACUCUACUAUUGCAAUAUUGUUUAAAUUCACAUAAGAUAUUCUUCCUUUUUAAUUUA
Messenger RNA from Juglans regia (Persian walnut), 1359 nucleotides. RefSeq names its product GEM-like protein 1. NCBI's taxonomy places the organism in Eukaryota, Viridiplantae, Streptophyta, Magnoliopsida, Fagales, Juglandaceae. The coding region runs from base 148 to 1053 and encodes 301 amino acids. The transcript is spliced from 4 exons. The record is from RefSeq and is a predicted model, not a curated record.